Dunckerocampus dactyliophorus (ringed pipefish) is the source of this 2954-nucleotide messenger RNA. RefSeq names its product eukaryotic translation initiation factor 4Ba (gene eif4ba). The record is from RefSeq and is a predicted model, not a curated record. NCBI's taxonomy places the organism in Eukaryota, Metazoa, Chordata, Actinopteri, Syngnathiformes, Syngnathidae. The coding region runs from base 135 to 2057 and encodes 640 amino acids. Gene Ontology annotation, molecular function: RNA binding. The transcript has 15 exons.
AUGGUAGAAGUCAUGAAUGGAGAGGAGGCGAGCGCUAUGGGAGGAGACGCUGAACUCGUGAACGCUGAUGCGCGCUCCCGAUAAUAACCCGCUGACGCCUUCAUCCGGGAACUACCGCGAACUCGCUCUUCAACAUGGCGGCGUCAGCUAAGAAGAAGAAUAAGAAGGGGAAGACCCUCACCCUGACAGAUUUCUUGGCAGAUGACAGUGGAGGCAGUGGUGUUGCCCCCAGCUACCCCAUCAAAACCACUAGCUGGGCUGAUGAAACAGAUGAUUUGGAUGGAGAUGUUUCUACUUCAUGGCACACAGAAGAGGAUUCGUUCCGUGCACCACCCAUUGACCGGUCCAUCCUGCCCACGGCCCCCCGUUCAGCUCGUGAGCCCAAUAUUGACCGGUCUCGAUUACCCCGCAGCCCGCCCUACACCGCCUUCCUUGGCAACCUACCCUAUGAUGUCUCUGAAGAAUCCAUUAAAGACUUCUUCCGUGGCUUGGCAAUCAGUGCAGUGCGUCUGCCUCGGGAACCCAGCAACCCUGAGAGGUUGAAGGGUUUUGGCUAUGCUGAGUUUGACGAUGUGGAAUCUCUCCUGAGGGCCUUAAGUCUCAAUGAGGAGAAUCUGGGAAACCGAAGAAUCCGUGUGGAUAUAGCAGACCAAUCCAAUGACAAAGAGAGAGACAGUGGGCCUAUGGGAGGUCGCGACCGAGGUGGGAGAAUGGCGGACAUGGGGCCUGACAAGACAGACAGCGACUGGAGGGCUCGGCCGAGUGCAGAUGUUGAUGAUGGACCUCCCAGGAGAGAUGAUGCCUUUGGAGAGAGAUCACGAGAUCGCUACGAGUCAGAUCGUUACAGAGAUGGACCCCGACGGGACAACGACCGCUAUGACGGUGGAAGAGACCGCUACCGGGAGCGCUAUGAUGACAGAGACCGGCGAGAUUACGAUAGAGGAGGUUAUGACUCUCGUGGUGGUGGUGGUGGUGGUGGUGGUGGUCGUCGUGCCUUUGGCAGUGGCUUCCGCCGGGAUUAUGAUGAUAGUCGAGGUAGCAACGACCGUUACGGAGACCGGGAUCGCUACGGAGACCGGGAUCGCUACGGAGACCGGGAUCGCUACGGAGAUGACCGAUAUGAAAGACGAGAUGAUAGACGUGAGGAGAGAACUCCCCAGCAGAGACCCAAGUUGAAUCUGAAGCCCCGCAGUGUUCCCAAGGAAGAAGAAGGUAGCAGUGGUGGUACUUCCCCAGCGGCUGCGCCGACCUCCAGCAGCAGGUCCUCCUCCAUCUUUGGUGGUGCCAAACCAGUUGACACAGCAGCCAAGGAAAGGCAGGUGGAGGAGAGGCUGAAAAAAGAGGAAGAAAGGCUGCAGAGGCAGCUGGAGGAAGACAAGGGCCGAGGUUCUGACAGAAAGAUGAGAGACAGAGACCCAAGCUGGCGUAAUGAGGAAUCUCAUACUGAGAGAUCUCGCACAGGAAGUGAGUCCUCUCAGCAAGGAAGUGGUUCUGGAAGAGGCUCACGGUGUCGAGACGGGGAGCGCUCCGGAGACAAUGAGGUUUUCAGUGGGAGGGAAGAUGACCCCUUAUCUUCUGGGUCCUCCUCACAUCCUCCCCCCUCCAAGGAGCCUCUGAAAGUGAUGCCUGCACCUCCCCCCAAGGAAAAUGCCUGGGCCAAGAGAAGUGCGGCCAGUGCGGGCUCUAAUGAGGCUGACGGGCGAUCCCCAGCCUCCCCAGUUGAUUCAGCCCCGCACAAGUUGAGCUCAAGUUCUGCCGAUGAAAGAGGACCUGGAAAGGAUGAGAACAAGGCUGAUGGUGCACAUCGAGACCGGGGGCCCCCACGGGCACGAGGUGGGCCUGCGGGGCCUGGAGCAGGGCGGGGGCGAGGAGAGGGGCCCAACAGAGACCGAAGAAAGGAGGCAGACAGAAAGGAUAACAGAAGAGACCGAGACUCCAGACCACCACCUGAGCCAAAGAAAUACGAAGAAACCCCAACCCCUAAGUUCAGCUCAGCCAGUAAAUACGCUGCUUUGCUAAUGGAUGGAGAUGGAGACGAUGCUGGGGAUGUGGAGUAGAGAAGACGCCAAGAAGAGGAGCAAAUGAACACGCAAAAUUUCACAUAGCUUAUAUUCUCAUGUGGAAGAGGUUCCUGGGAGGACAAUCAUCCCUCCCUCCUUUUUGUCCACCUUCAAACCUGUCCUUUUCCCCCUCAACCUCCUUCCCUCCUUCCUUCCUCUACUCAGCCCCACCUUGAGGACUUUUUCAGGUUCUAUACAAGUGUCACCUACUGGACUUGUUUUAAUUGGGAAAAAGAGUGUCUGACUCAUGGAAAAGUGAUGGAAAUAAUUAUAAUAAAUAAAUGAAAAAGUGGGGAAAAUGAAUUUGUACAUUUGUGGAUCAAUGGUGCGGUCAGGAAUGAUCCUAGAUAAUGUAGCGCAAUGAAAGACUUUUAAAUCUGAAUCAGUUGUUCAUACCAUGAUUUGCAUACUGCCAAAAAAUGUUGCUUUUAUUCGUUAUACACCCUUUUUUAUUAGUAAUUUGAAAAUUAUUCUUUUAACUAUAAAUUUAAAGCACGAAUCUUGUCUUCCAGUACUAACAUUCACUAUUAAUUCUGGAACUAACUCGUGGAGCAUUUUCUAGCCAUGUGUAUACUGUUCACAGAAUGUUUUGAAAUGAUUCACUUUUAAUCUGAAUGACACAACUGAAAGUGCAGCAGCCACCACACGACUCAAGUGCCAUUAUUGUUCUCCCCCAGUCAUUGUAUAGACUUUGUUCUCUUUCUACAUCACCUGAUGGAAAACGAAACCGCUUCAAUUAAAGUCUUAUCUCCUCUCCUUCCUGGCUGUCUUCCCAUCCUCCACUGCUGUCUGCAAAUCAUGUUCUCUUCCUCACGCGAAGACUGGUGUGUGGGACGUUUUCAUGACAUGGCCUUUUUUUCCUGCUUGCAAUAAAAGGGGUGUCAUUUAAGUAUA